AUGUCGGGGCGAGUCAAGGGCUUGGUGAUCGCGAGGUCAGGUCAGGCAGUUGAGGUCACGAUGGUGCGGAGGUCACAAGUAUCGUUAGGUGUUCUCUGUUCCCUCUUGCAAGCGAUCGCGAGCAUAAAUACCAUUGUAAGUCAUUUCCAUAAAGCAAAACAGCUCUACAUUCAGUGCCCUGGUUCCUCUCAGUCAGAACACAGUCGAUCGGAAGAAGUGAAAACUGCAGAUGGCGCUGAUGUUAGCCUUGAUGCUGUGCUGUUAGAUUAUCAAGGCAGGGAAGUGCAGGCAACAUUUUCCUCUUUGUCAGGGAUCAGCGAGGACCCCGCGCGGGAGGCUGGCGGAGGCGCGGGCGGGGAGGGCGGCGGGCAGGAGGCGCCCCGCGAUCCCAACAGAAUCUUCUGGUGGCUGACUUCCACCACCGAGGCAUCCGUUAGCACCGAAGCCAACAGCACUGCGGCCGCGACCGCGCCUGCGUCCACCUGCGGGGUUGGCGAGCGCAUCGUGGGCGGCACCGUCGCGGCUGCGGGAGCGUGGCCGUGGACGGCGGCGGUGCGCACCAAGAACGGCGGCCACUUCUGCGGCGGGACGCUCGUGUCGUGGCGCCACGUCGUCACCGCCGCCCACUGCAUCAAGGGCGGCGAGAGCAGGUUCCCGCUCAAGGUGUCGCUGGGCAUCCACAGCGUCCACAGCUCGGGCAUCUCGGCGGACGUGGCGCACGCCCUCUACCACCGUUCCUACGCCAAGGGCUCCGCGUACAGCAACGACAUCGCGGUGCUCGUGCUGACGAAGGCGGUGGGUCCUGCGUCCGGCGUGGCCCUUGCGUGUCUCCCUUCAUCAGGCGCCGCCCUUUCCUCCGGGUCGAAGGUGACGGCCGUGGGCUGGGGCGCCACCUCGGAGGGCGGCCCGUCCAGCCAGACCCUGCGGCAGGUGGAGGUCGACGUGCUGGAGAGCAGGAUCUGCAGGUCCGCCUACGGGCCCUCGUUCGACGCCCAGAAGAUGAUCUGCGCAGGAAAGGUGCAGGGCGGGAAGGACUCCUGUCAGGGCGACUCUGGCGGACCUCUCACCCACCAACAGGGCCGCUGGACUCUGGUGGGCGUGGUGAGUUACGGCAGCGGGUGCGCACGCCCGAACUUCCCUGGGGUGUAUACGAGGGUGUCCCAUUAUGUCUCGUGGAUAGGUGAAGCCAUGCGCGCCUAUCCUUAACGAGAAGGAAGAAUAGAAUCCAACGGACGAGGGACCUUAAGGGCUGCCAAUCAAAGAAAACGGGAAACGAGAUACUUUUCGAGCUGCCUAUUUCAUUUUUUUCCCGAAUAUGCUUUGUUUUUUUAUUUAUUCUCUUCCUGUUCUUGCGGACAUUGUAUUUAUUCUACAAUUAAAAAUCUGUUACAUCA
Messenger RNA from Penaeus monodon (black tiger shrimp), 1394 nucleotides. RefSeq names its product trypsin-like. The record is from RefSeq and is a predicted model, not a curated record. The transcript has 7 exons. Lineage: Eukaryota; Metazoa; Arthropoda; Malacostraca; Decapoda; Penaeidae. Gene Ontology annotation, biological process: proteolysis. The coding region runs from base 1 to 1206 and encodes 401 amino acids. Gene Ontology annotation, molecular function: serine-type endopeptidase activity.